Molecule: messenger RNA, 900 nt
Organism: Dioszegia hungarica
Lineage: Eukaryota; Fungi; Basidiomycota; Tremellomycetes; Tremellales; Bulleribasidiaceae
Product: putative GTPase inhibitor
Exons: 4
Coding region: 1-900 (299 amino acids)
Biological process (GO): protein folding
Cellular component (GO): cytoplasm
Source: RefSeq, a predicted model, not a curated record
AUGGUCAACCCUAACGAAGAUACCGAAUUCAACGACGCUCUCCGGGCUCACGGCAUCCUCCCUCCCAAAUCUCCCUCGCGCUCUCCAUCCCCCGACAUCCCACACAUCACCCACGCCGAUGCCGUCGGCGCUAUCGCCGCUACGGCGGACCAUCAACAAUUAUCCCUUCUCCUGGAAUCCGAUAAUCUGGACAGCGAUGACGAGGCGAUGUUUGAAGAGUACCGCAAGAAGCGGAUGAACGAGAUGCGCAAGGAAGAGAAGAGGGGGAGGUAUGGGUCGUUGAUGCCAUUGGGAAGGGAGGACUUUGUGAGGGAGGUGACGGAGGGGAGUAAGCAGUUGAGAGAGGGAGAAGAGGAGGUUGAUGAGCAGGAAGAGGGUGAGGACGAUGAGGAGGCGAGUGGGAGUGCGAGUAGGAGAUUGAAAGGGACUGGAGUGGUUGUGUUUCUGUAUAAAGACUCGGUUCCCCUCUCCCAACAUCUCCGCCCCCUCCUCAACACACUAGCCGCCGCCCACCCAUCCACUAAAUUCCUCGCGAUCCGCGCCGACCUCUGCAUCCCAAACUACCCAGACAAAAACGUCCCUACGCUGCUCAUCUAUCGGAAUGGGGAUAUGCUGGGGCAGGUGGUCGCCGGGGCUGGACUGAAGGGGUUGAAAACGGGUGUAAAAGACCUCGAAGCCCUCUUACUCCGAUAUCAAGCCCUCGAGAAGCCUUCCGCCGCUCUGCGACAACGCCGAGGGGAGGACGAGGACGACGGGGACGCAGAUGGGCUAGACGACGAUAUAGGUAUGGUCAACACGCGAGGGAGCGGAAUACGGACGGGCGGGUCCGGCCUGGGCGUGGGGAGAGGGAAGGGGAGGAAAGCGGAGGCGGAUAGCGAUGGGAGUGAUUUUGACAUUUAG